AUGAGGUCCAUUUUGAUCCUCUCCCUCCUCAGCUGCUUCUUUGCAGCUUAUGAGGCCAAAAUCUUCUCCAAGUGUGAGCUGGCCCAUUUGCUGAAAGCCGCAGGAAUGGAUGGCUACUAUGGCUACAGCCUGGAAGACUGGGUCUGCCUGGCUCAGUAUGAGAGCAACUUCAACACCCGGGCCUAUAAUGGAGAUAAUGCCAAUGGAAGUAGUGACUAUGGGCUCUUCCAGCUGAACAACAAGUGGUGGUGCAAAGACAGCAAGCAUUCCUCAGCAAAUGCCUGCAACACGUUAUGCACCAAAUUUAUGGAUGAUAACAUCAGUGAUGACAUCUCCUGUGCCAAGAGGGUUGUGAAAGAUCCUAAUGGGAUGUCUGCCUGGGUGGCCUGGGUAAAACACUGCAAAGGCAAGGAUUUGUCCACAUACCUGGCCAGCUGUAAGGUGUGAGACUAUCCUUGAAUAUGGCUCCUGAAAAAGAUGGCCCAGAAGGCAAAGUAAUUCCUCAAGAUUAUUGGAAGCUC
Manis pentadactyla (Chinese pangolin) is the source of this 521-nucleotide messenger RNA. Its product is annotated as lysozyme C, milk isozyme-like. Bases 1 to 447 code for a protein of 148 amino acids. NCBI's taxonomy places the organism in Eukaryota, Metazoa, Chordata, Mammalia, Pholidota, Manidae. The record is from RefSeq and is a predicted model, not a curated record. The transcript is spliced from 4 exons. Gene Ontology annotation, molecular function: lysozyme activity.